Molecule: messenger RNA, 2714 nt
Organism: Paramecium sonneborni
Lineage: Eukaryota; Ciliophora; Oligohymenophorea; Peniculida; Parameciidae
Source: the annotation of a GenBank genome assembly
AUGAUUUAUUUUCAGUAAUCGCACUUAGAAGAAACACAAUAUGAUAUAAAGAAGUAGAAUGUAUCUCUCUAAAGUCCUGGUUAGUUAGAAGAAUCUUAAAAAAGCAUAAAAAAGGUAAAUAAGUAGAUAAUUUUAAGUCUCGAGAAGAAUUCAUGAUUUUUCUACAAGACUUCAUUAUAUUUAGACUAUAAAAUGAGGAUUUUGAUCUAGAGGAGGUAGUAAAACCCAAGUAAUUAUAAAUAGGUAAUUUAAAUCAUAAAAAAUCAAUGUAUUAAACUUGUAGAUAAACCAUUGUGGAUGUUUAAGGAAUUAUUUGCUGAGCUUGAAUUGCAGCUAGAAAGACACAUAGGUAUUUGUUGAUUUUAACAAUGAAUUUUUUUAGACGAUUAUACCGUGUUUAAUUAAGUGUAAUAAUUGAUUUCCAGUUUCAAUGCUCAAUACUCAAACAAGUUUAAUUAAAUAUGUUCAUUUUAUUUAAAGUGUAUAUCAAACCAAAAUUCAAUCCCUUAGUAAUAAAUAAAAAGAAUUUGCCAUUCUAUUGAAGGUACAUAUAAACUUGAUAUGAUAAGUUUAAGAAUUGAUACCAAAUAAACAGGAUAGAGUAGAAGAAAUAAACUAACAUCUUUAAUCAUUUAUCCAGUAUAAACUUAUUCUUUCAUAUUAUUAGUCAAGAGAACCAGAUACAUUUGGAUUCAUAAUCAUCUUAAUUCUAAUUAUCUUAUGGUGUAUUUUUAACAGAUUUAGAUAUUUCAUACAAGACUAAAAAAUUGAAUGUUGAUAUAAUUUUGAUUGAUACUUUUGGAAUGAAUUAAAGCAUCUCACAAAAGCUAUUUCUAUUGUUACCAAACUAUGAAGUAAUUUUACCUUAGUUGAAAUCAUCCAUCAAUAUAAACAAGGGGAAUUUAUAGCAAGUAAUGUUGAAUUUAUUUUCAAUAGGCUUUGUUUAACAUAUAUGAUGUAACCCCUGAAAUGUCUGAUUGGCCUAAUAUACUCACUUUAAAAGGAAAAGGUUUAGUAUGUUGUAAUUUUGAUGGGUUUUAAGCUAAUGAAUUUAUAAACUUCUAUUAUGGAGAAGUAUACACCCCUUAAAGAUGGUUUGAAAAAUAGACAGUUUUCAAUAAGAGAAUGCAAGAUGGAAAUAAAAAAUCAAGUUUUUAGAGUCCUUAUGCAGAAUUUUACAUUAAUGAUGAUCUUUUAGUAAAAAAUUUAAAUAUGACAAAAAGUUUAUUGAUCCCUCUAGGUAUGGAAAUAUUGCAUUAUACAUAUCAUAUUCUUGUGAUCCAAAUUGUUUAUUGGUUACAGUCUCUAUAAAUUCAUAAUAUAAACUUGCUAUUGUUACUUCGAAGAAAAUUAAUUAUCUAGAAGAAUUAACUCUUCCAUUUCCAUUAACUUCUAAUGACUUAUGUUAGUGUGGUUCCAUAUAUUGUAAACGAAUCUCUUAAUUAGAUAAACUCAAUAACAGAUUAAUAUUAAAUUACCCUAAUUAUAUACAAAGAAAUGCAAUAUUAUUAUAAUCAACAAUUCUUGGGAAAAAUAAUAAUUAAAAAAAAAUUCCUUAUUGGUUGAAUAAUUGGCAAAAACUUUGUGCUUGUUAAGAUCAAAUCAAUAUUUUAUCAUGUGUUGAUAAAGUUAAAUUUGCUUUAAAUGUUCUAAAUGUUACUGCCUCUCCAAUAUUUUUGAUUUUUGACAUUUAUGAAAUCUUUUGGAAGAAUUAUGAUAAUUCAAACCCUAAAAAUGAAUUAAAAUAAUCAAUUCUUAAUGAAAUUAAAACAUUAUUGAUAAGACACUCCAAUCUCAAAGAAUGUUAAACUGCAUUAGAAAUUAUUACAUUAAUGAAAUCUAUUAUAGAUAACUUAAAUAAAUAUAAAAUCUAAUUAACUAGAAUGUUAUUACUAAUUUUAAGUGAAAUAUUCUUAGAUAUGGAAACAUCUCAUUUUCAUAAUCAAGGUUUAUCUACUAUAUUAUACUUUAUGUCUUUCACUCAUACCUAUUUUUCAUCAACAUAAUAUGAGGGAUUCUUUGGAAAACCUUUUGAAGAAAAUGAAUUUGAAUAUAUACCUUAGCCAAAAAAUAAAUAAAAAUUAGCUUUAGCUAAAAUGUAUACUCCAUAAUACAUAUGGGGAUAAUUGAUAAAUUGGAACAAACAAACUCUUCAAAAUCCUUAAUCUUCCAUGGCUUAAGAAAGAAGAGGAGUUUUAUGUUAUCCUUCAUUAAUAUUAUCUUUUGACAAUAAACAUAAACUCUUUCCAUAUCAAUCCAAAACAAGAGAAAAAUUUUUAGAAUACUUUUAAAUCAAAUAAGAUAUCUAACCAGAUUUAUCAACAUGGUCAUACAAAAACUAGUAUAAGUAUUAAUGAUUUUUUAAACUUUAGUAUAUAUGGAACCAUCUUUUUUGAAUAAUAUUUCUCAUAAUAAAUUGUUGGAGACAAUUACAUAGCUUAAAUAUCUAAAUAUGGAACUUAAACAUUUGAAGAAAAAUAUCAUUUUUGGUUACAUAUUGAAAACAGAUUCAAUUAGGAUAAUUAAAUGAUUGAAGAUUUAAAUCAAAGUUUUUAAAAGUAAUUCUACUUCUAUAAUUUAGAUAUUUUUAAAAAUUUUUCAAUAAAUCAAAUAGAUUUAGUUCUAAUUCAGAAUGCGCUGAAUAAAUAAUCAAAAAAAUUAAAUUAAAAAAUCCUCCCAUGACUAUUGAUGACACCUAAAUUGGGUAAUUUUGA